Aphanomyces invadans is the source of this 503-nucleotide messenger RNA. RefSeq lists its product as hypothetical. The transcript has 3 exons. The coding region runs from base 39 to 419 and encodes 126 amino acids. The record is from RefSeq and is a predicted model, not a curated record. NCBI's taxonomy places the organism in Eukaryota, Oomycota, Saprolegniomycetes, Saprolegniales, Verrucalvaceae.
UCCAAACGCACAUUUUGCUUGAACCGCCACCAAACGCCAUGAUCAACCUGACGUUCCCGCAAGUGAUCUUUGUGCCUCCGGUCCUCAUCAUCUUGGGCGCGGUGACCCUGCUGAACUUCAAGAAUCUCUUCCUCGCCAUCACCAACUAUGCCAACAACCGGACCUCCAACGAACUCGUCAAGACGAUCAAGCCAGCUUUGGUGUAUGUGAAGAACUUCCUCGAAGCAGUCGUCGGGAAAGCAUCGUCGUUCUCGUUCAAGUUGGAGCACAUUCUCCUUGUCGCGAUCGUUUUCGCGUUGUUUGCCGUGGCCAACGAGAUUUCGAUCGGCAACGACUUGAAGGAAAAGGAACUCAAGCUCCUGCGCGCGCAAGCGAAGGCCAGCGACAAGAAGGACGCCGAGAGCAAGAAGAAGGACUAGCCACGUCCAAGUCUUCUUUCGUUAACAUAGUCCACUCGACUUGACAUCAUCGAUUUUAAGAUCACGUUGGAUCGAGCUGUCAGG